AUUACAUAGAGGGAGCAAGGUCCCGGAGAAAGCCAAUGAGAACUGACCGCGGGCGGCACGGAGCGAUGACGCCAAGGUGUCGGUGAAGGGAGCCGGGUCUUGCGCACUGGGGAGCGAUGAUCCGCCGGGCGCUGCAAGUGGGCUUCUCCCGUGGAUUGCUGACCCGCGGUCUGCGCACGCGCAGCGGAGGCCCCUUUAACGACAGAGAUGGGAAAUGGGCAGAAUUUAAGAAGAAACUUCAAGUGUUCUGGCCUGGAGGGUCCUGGGAACCAUUUACUGACACGAGCCACCUCCCCCCAGAACAUGCAGAUGUGGUGAUUGUAGGGGGCGGUGUGAUCGGUUGGUCUGUGGCCUAUUGGCUGAAGCGGCUGGAGGCACGAAAAAAUGCUUUAAGGGUCCUAGUGGUGGAACAGGAUCCUACGUACUCAAUGGCCUCCACUGGGCUUUCCAUAGGAGGCAUUCGGCAACAGUUCUCGCUCCCUCAGAACAUCCAGCUCUCUCUCUUCUCCAUUGAAUUUCUCCGUAACAUCAAUGAAUAUCUUGCUGUUCCUGAUGAGCCUCUCCUAGAUAUCCAGUUUAAUCCUUCAGGUUAUCUUUUACUGGCUUCAGAAGAAAAGGCUGCAGUGAUGGAGCACAAUGUAAAAAUACAGAGGCAAGAAGGAGCCAAAGUUUGUCUGCUGUCCCCCAAACAACUCAAAGACAAAUUUCCCUGGAUCAACACAGAAGGCAUAGCCUUGGCAUCUUAUGGUCUGGAGAACGAGGGCUGGUUUGAUCCAUGGUGCCUGCUUCAGGGACUGCGCCGAAAGGCUCUGUCGAUGGGGGUAUAUCAUAGCCAUGGGAAGGUCGUAAAUUUAGUCUCUUCAGUAAGGUCUAUGAUGACUUCCAGUGGAGAACAAGUAGACCUUAAAAGGAUUUAUGAGGUCCAUGUGAAGGUGGACAACAGCUUGGAGUGCCAACCUGUGGAGUGUGCUAUAGUGAUCAAUGCUGCUGGGGCCUGGUCUGGGGAAGUAGCAGAGCUGGCUGGUAUUGGUAUUGGGUCCCCAGGUACUUUGCAAGGCACCAGACUUCCUGUGGAGCCAAGAAAAAGAUAUGUGUAUGUUUGGCAUUGCCCAGAGGGGCCUGGCUUGGAGGCCCCAUUACUUACAGACAUCACUGGAAGCUAUUUCAGACGAGAAGGAUUAGGUGGCUACUACUUAGGUGGCUGUAGCCCCAUGGAGGAAGAAGAACCAGAUACUAAAGAUCUAGAAGUAGAUCAUGACUUCUUUCAGAAAAAGGUGUGGCCCUAUCUGGCCCAAAGGAUUCCAGCUUUCAAUUCCCUGAAGGUCCGGAGCGCCUGGGCUGGCUUCUAUGAUUAUAACACAUUUGACCAGAAUGGCAUAGUAGGCCCCCAUCCACUGGUCUCCAACAUGUACUUUGCCACAGGCUUCAGUGGCCAUGGGCUACAACAUGCCCCUGGUGUGGGACGAGCUGUGGCAGAAGUACUGCUGAAUGGAAAUUUCAACACUAUUGAUCUGAACCCAUUCUCCUUCAACCGAUUCUAUCGGGGUAAAAAGGUCCUGGAGAACAAUAUCAUCUAAGCUUGUCUGUCUACCUCUGUCCAAGGAGAAGAAGCUACUGAUAGAAAUAUUCUGAGAAAGUUAGGGCCAGCAUGCAAGUCUCAUAAUACUCAGGCCUUCUGCCUUGCUGCCUCUGAGCUGUGCAACCCAAGCACUGGGAGGAAACGGGCAACUGAGGCUGGUUCUCGGGACUUCUUCCGGAUCAUAGUUGGAGCUCACUCCCAACAGGAAAUCAAAUGGUCACAGUACAUUAAGGGUGCUGAAAGGUCCAAUGCCAGGUAUUUACUUGGCACCUGUCCAAAGAGGUUCUCAACAACACAGCAGUCAAGGUCUGGGCAUUUUGGGAUAGUCUCUACUCGAACCUGUUGACAUUACUUUAUCUAUUCAUCAGUCAAUUAACUCAGUUAACUCCUUCCCCACCAACACACUGUAUCCUCUUCUUUAAAGCCAAGAUUAGGUCCUUUGAUAACUGUCAGCUGUACCCGACUUUUUAGGACAUGGAAAACAUUGUUAGUAGAGUGGUGAACUGAUCCAACUAUUUUGAGAUUAUUCUUGUGUCAUAGUCCAUAGAUCCUCCUGAUCCAGUCAUCUUACUAUGGCUGCUAGCUAGGAACCCAUAGUCCUUAGAAAACAGUGUGAGGAAAGCAAGCAGGGAGCAAUUGGAGAGAAAGAAUGAGUUAAAUUUCCCACCCAUUGACCAUAGCUCAAUAUUUACACGUGAAUUAUUUUUCGGAAAAAACCCUAAUUGUAAAACCCAAGUUUUUGUCUAGUAAAAAUUGUUAUAUGGUAAACAA
This is a messenger RNA of Sarcophilus harrisii (Tasmanian devil), 2350 nucleotides long. RefSeq names its product FAD dependent oxidoreductase domain containing 1 (gene FOXRED1). The record is from RefSeq and is a predicted model, not a curated record. Gene Ontology annotation, cellular component: cytoplasm. The transcript is spliced from 12 exons. Bases 117 to 1577 code for a protein of 486 amino acids. NCBI's taxonomy places the organism in Eukaryota, Metazoa, Chordata, Mammalia, Dasyuromorphia, Dasyuridae. Gene Ontology annotation, molecular function: oxidoreductase activity.